This is a messenger RNA of Papaver somniferum (opium poppy), 396 nucleotides long. RefSeq names its product antimicrobial peptide 1-like. Gene Ontology annotation, biological process: negative regulation of growth; defense response. NCBI's taxonomy places the organism in Eukaryota, Viridiplantae, Streptophyta, Magnoliopsida, Ranunculales, Papaveraceae. The coding region runs from base 1 to 396 and encodes 131 amino acids. The transcript is spliced from 3 exons. The record is from RefSeq and is a predicted model, not a curated record.
AUGGCAUCUAAUACUAAAAAAUCACUGUCUGUGCUAUUCAUGGCUUUCUUUCUCAUGGCGGCGAUAGCAAGUGAAUUGGCAAAUGCAAAUUCCUUCACAGUAUAUCGUUUAGGAGGUUGCAGCGGCGAAUCUCAAACAUAUAGUAGAUGUGGCUGCUCAAACCUUUUGUAUAUGGGUGGUUAUACAUGGUCUUUCACUACUAGUCCUGGCCCAUCUGCUACAAUGUAUAACAAUGGGAAUUGUCUUGGUGCGGGUGGUACUGUAUUUGGCGGCAGUAACUCACAGCGUUGCAACGGCUUUCAGUUUCCAUGGAAGAGUAAUGUUGGUUUGUUAAUGUUUGUUGUUAUUGCAGAAUGUUGCUUUGUUAAUGUAGUGGAUUUUUUGAAGAAAUGUUAG